Messenger RNA from Ceratotherium simum simum (southern white rhinoceros), 2094 nucleotides. NCBI's taxonomy places the organism in Eukaryota, Metazoa, Chordata, Mammalia, Perissodactyla, Rhinocerotidae. The record is from RefSeq and is a predicted model, not a curated record.
AGACAACCAGGAAUUCAAUCCGAACCACAAGAUUUCUGCAUCAAAAAGCACUGGCCCUGAAAGCUUCAAACUGGACCCGCAAGAGCUCCAGCAUCCAACGGUGAAAGCAUAUUAUCUUGGACCCGGAAGAUCCUGGGGCUCCUCAGGCCCCCACCGAGGGAACACCCCUUGCGCAAGCUAUUCCGCAGCGGGGCUGUAAUGGCGGCUCCUCCUUAUCGCCCAGACUGCAGCCGACUGGUCUGGAUCUGCAUUCUUUUGGGGGCCCUGUGGGGAAUAGGGGCCGAACAGAUCCGCUACUCUGUGCCUGAGGAGCUGGAGAAAGGCUCUUUCGUGGGCAACAUCGCCAAGGACCUGGGGUUGGACGCCCGGGAGCUGGCGGAGCGCGGGGUCCGCAUCGUCUCCAGAGGUAGGACGCAGCUAUUCGCUCUAAACUCGCAAAGCGGCAGUUUGGUCACUGCGGGCAGGAUAGACCGGGAAGAGCUCUGUGACAGAUCUCCAAAGUGUGUAGUAAACCUAGAGAUUCUCCUAGAGGACAAAGUGAAGAUUUUUGGAGUAGAAGUGGAAAUACUCGAUGUUAAUGAUAACGCGCCCAACUUUGGGACAGAGCAAAGGGAAAUAAAAGUCGCUGAAAAUGAAAAUCCUGGGACAAGAUUUCCUCUUCCAGAAGCUUUUGAUCCGGAUGUAGGGGUAAACUCCCUGCAGGGUUACCAGCUCAGCUCGAAUAUUCACUUCUCUCUGGACGUGCAAAGCGGAGCCGAUGGAAUUAAGUACCCCGAGCUGGUGCUGGAGCGCGCCCUGGACCGCGAGGAAGAGGCGCUUCACCACCUCGUUCUCACCGCCUUCGAUGGAGGCGACCGGGUUCACUCUGGCACUGCUAGGGUUCACAUCACACUUGUGGAUACCAACGACAAUGCCCCCGUAUUCACUCAGCCCGAGUACCACGUGAGUGUUCGGGAGAACCUGCCAGUUGGUUCCCCGGUACUCACCGUAAAAGCCACUGAUCCAGAUGAAGGAGCCAAUGGAGAAGUGACAUAUUCUUUCCGGAAAGUAAGAGAUAAAGUAUCCCAGCUAUUCCAGUUGAAUUCUCUGACUGGGGACAUAACAAUAUUGGGGAAUCUAGAUUAUGAGUACUCUGGAUUCUAUGAUAUAGAUGUAGAAGCCCACGAUGGGCCUGGUCUCCGAGCCAGAAGUAAGGUUCUGGUGACAGUUCUGGAUGUAAAUGACAAUGCUCCAGAAGUGACAGUUACGUUUCUCACCAGCUCUAUCCAAGAAACUUCUUCCCCAGGCACAGUAAUUGCACUUUUCAAUGUGCAUGACAAUGAUUCAGGAGAGAAUGGCAUUGUCACAUGUUCUAUUCCAGGUAAUCUGCCACUCAAGCUUGUAAAGACCUAUGGAAAUUAUCAUCAGUUGUUGACACACAGAACUCUAGAUAGGGAAGAAGUCUCAGAAUAUAACAUCACAGUAACUGCCACUGACCACGGAACUCCACCACUGUCUACAGAAACUCACAUCUCACUGCAGGUGGCAGACAUCAAUGACAACCCACCUGCCUUCUCUCAUGCUUCCUAUUCUGCCUACAUUCCUGAAAACAACCCCAGAGGUGCCUCCAUUUUAUCCAUGACUGCCCAGGACCCUGACAGCGUUGAGAACGCCAGAGUCACUUACUCCCUAGCUGAGGACACGCUCCAGGGUGUGCCUCUCUCCACCUACGUCUCCAUCAACUCUGACACUGGCGUCCUGUAUGCGCUGUGCUCCUUCGACUAUGAGCAGGUUAGAGAUCUGCAGCUACUGGUGACAGCCAGUGACAGUGGGGAUCCUCCACUCAGCAGCAACGUGUCUCUGAGCCUGUUCAUUUUGGACCAGAAUGACAACGCACCCGAAAUCCUGUACCCCACCCUCCCCAAUGAUGGUUCCACCGGUGUGGAGCUGGCGCCCCGCUCUGCAGAGCCUGGCUACCUGGUGACCAAGGUGGUGGCAGUGGACAGAGACUCAGGUCAGAACUCCUGGCUGUCCUACCACCUGCUCAAGGCCAGCGAGCCAGGGCUCUUCACAGUGGGGCUGCACACAGGCGAGGUGCGCACUGCGCGGGCCCUG